Notothenia coriiceps (black rockcod) is the source of this 3207-nucleotide messenger RNA. RefSeq names its product sestrin 1 (gene sesn1). NCBI's taxonomy places the organism in Eukaryota, Metazoa, Chordata, Actinopteri, Perciformes, Nototheniidae. The record is from RefSeq and is a predicted model, not a curated record. Gene Ontology annotation, biological process: positive regulation of macroautophagy; cellular response to L-leucine; cellular response to leucine starvation. Gene Ontology annotation, cellular component: nucleus. The transcript is spliced from 10 exons. Bases 126 to 1757 code for a protein of 543 amino acids. Gene Ontology annotation, molecular function: L-leucine binding; oxidoreductase activity, acting on peroxide as acceptor.
CCCUGGGACUAACGUUACUUGUCACUGUGCUGUGGCUGCAAGGCGCCCCGUAACAGAAGACCUGCACCAAAGAAUGUGGAUAAACCUUUUGUAAAACAGCACAAACGUUAAUCCUACAUCCAAAGAUGGAAGUGCAGGAUCGGGAGUCUCUGGGGCGAUGGGAAGGGCUCGGCAGCCGGGAUGCCAUCUCCAGAACUGAAGCCAUGGAGAACAUCCGCCAGGACGUCAUGAGGAGAGUGGAAACCAUCAGACCCAUUACAACAUUGGCUCCAGCAUCGAAAAGCCCUCUUAAAAGUGACCUGAAUGACAUCCUGGCUCACCUUCUCAUGCUGACCAAGCGCUGUCCCUUCGAUGACGUCAAGGAGCAAUGCGUCCGGAUUCUACAGGGCGUCCAGGACUUGGGAGUUAGAAUCCCAAGACCCUUAGGAAACGGACCAAGCAGAUUUAUCCCUGAAAAAGAGAUUCUGGAAGUCAGUAAAGUGGACGCCAGGACACAGUCGAUAUUUGAGGAUGCGUUUGCAGCCCUCGGUCGCCUCGACAACAUUUCUCUGGUGAUGGGCUUCCACCCACAGUACCUGGGGAGUUUCCUCCGGACGCAGCACUACCUGCUGCAGAUGGACGGGCCCCUCUCUUUGCACUACCGACACUACAUCGGCAUCAUGGCGGCAGCUAGACACCAGUGUUCCUACUUGGUGAACCUCCACGUGAACGACUUCCUCCAGGUCGGGGGGGAUCCCAAGUGGCUGGACGGCCUGGAUGAAGCCCCGCAGAAGCUCCAGCAGCUCGGGGAACUCAACAAAAUCCUGGCCCACCGACCAUGGCUUCUCACCAAGGAACACAUUGAGUGCCUUCUGAAGGCAGAGGAGCACAGCUGGUCCCUCGCAGAGUUAAUCCACGCCGUGGUCCUCCUCACACACUACCACUCCCUCGCCUCCUUCACUUUCGGCUGCGGCAUCACGACGGAGAUCCACUGCAACGGCGGGCACACUUUCAGACCGCCCUCCCUCAGCCAGUACUGCGUCUGUGACAUUGCCAAUGGCAACGGUCAUUCCAUUCAUCACAACGAUUCGCUUGGCAACCAUGAGUUAUGCGGCGAGGUGGAGGUGCUUAUGGAGCGCAUGAAGCAGCUGCAGGAGUGCGACGAUGAGGAGGCGAGUCAGGAGGAGAUGGCGACUCGCUUUGAGAGGGAGAAGACUGAGAGCAUGCUGGUGGUUACAGCGGAGGACGAGGAGUGUGUCCCUUCCAGAGACAUCUCCCGACACUUUGAGGACCCCAGCUAUGGCUACAAGGACUUCUCCAGGAGGGGGGAGCACGUGCCCACAUUCAGAGUGCAGGACUACAGCUGGGAGGACCAUGGCUUCUCUCUGGUGAACCGGCUGUACCCUGAUGUUGGUCAGAUGCUGGACGAGAAGUUCCAGAUGGCCUACAAUCUGACGUACAACACCAUGGCAACACACAAGGAUGUGGACACCAGCAUGCUGCGCCGGGCCAUCUGGAACUACAUCCACUGCAUGUUCGGCAUCAGGUAUGAUGACUACGAUUACGGGGAGAUAAAUCAGCUUCUGGACCGUAGCUUUAAAAUCUAUAUCAAGACUAUGGUGUGUAGUCCUGAGAAGACCACCAAACGAAUGUAUGAGAGCUUCUGGAGGCAGUUUCAGCACUCCGAGAAGGUCCAUGUUAAUCUGCUUCUUAUGGAAGCGCGAAUGCAGGCGGAACUGUUAUAUGCUCUGAGAGCGAUCACCCGCUACAUGACAUGAAGUGCUUUUGGCGUUUUUAUCGUUGUCUUUUGACUGUCUUUGUCGUUGCUCAUAAUGGGACACUUCAAGAAAAAGAAAAAAAAAGAAUAUAAAAGUGGGGGGAACGUGAAAAGCCCUGGGUUGUGACGGCGCUUGUUGGAUGGAUAUUGAGAAGAGGAUCAGAACAAAUUUAAAGAAAAGAACUGAAGUCAUCUCAGACUGGAUACACAAACUCGUGUUGCCUGCAGUGCCAAAACUGACCAAGAGAGGGCCGCCUGGAGCAAACUCCGGCUCUGCUCGGGGUUUGUUCCAGGGAGACGUUUCAGUGAUCCAGCAUAUCUCUUCUGUCUCCUGGUAGAGUGAAGACCCACAGAAAAGCCCAGAAAGCUGUGCAGCCAGAAACAGUCUGCACUUUGAUUCUGUUGUCACUGUUAUAUUUGUUAGUUUCUUUAAUAUCUUUUUUCAUUUUGUAUUAAGGGAAGUUGUUGUCGAUGUGGUUGCUUUUAGUGGUAACUGGAGAUGGAAGCAUUAAUUUUGGGCGUUUUUUUUUCCUUUAUUUUUUGUAUACGUGUGCCUGAACUAUCCAGCACAGAGUUCAUACGUGCUGAUGCUGCUGCUCCCAUGUUGUAUUCAGCGGGGUCAUAUUGAUCCCCAAAUCAACCAACCAACCAACCAACCCCAUUUUGUCCCCUGAACCCCCAUCCAUUAGAAAUCCACUGCAUUACUCCCUCUACCCCACUCCCAUAUCUCAAAUGUCAAUGUAAGCUAAUCUAAGGAGGUGUGUGGAAAAAAACUCAAAGAACACUGUCUGAGCCCUUUUUUUGAGUUUGACUGUAAAGAGUGUGUGUGUGUGUGUGUGUGUGUGUGUGUGUGUGUGUGUGUGUGUGUGUGUGUGUGUGUGUGUGUGUGUGUGUGUGUGUGUGUGUGUGUGUGUGUGUGUGUGUAAUGAUUGAGAAAAGAUUGAGAAAAAAAAAAGUUUGUCUUUUAAAUUUCAUGUGUCAAAAAAAAGCGAGGCACUUUGAAGGAACGCCUUCUUGCUUCUGCUGUAGCUCUGUUAUUGUGAGAUGACUGUUUAUCAUUUGUUGUUGAUGAUGAUGUUUUUUUUUUUUUUUUUUCUGGUAAUGGGGAUGUUAAAAAAAAAAAAGCUAAUCAAAAAGAAAGUUAGAAACCAGGUUUCCGGGGGGAUUUGCUUCCGGUUGCCCUGACCACACAUUAUCUGUCUUCCGCUUAUCCCAGCUGCCUGGUCAUCCUAACACUUUCAAAGCUUUGGAUUGUGAAUUUACCAGUAAAUGAAUACCUCUUAUGUCUUUCUCUAUAAAACUUAUAAGAAAUGCUCUUUGGUGAGCAGAGACUCUUACCGGGCGCCGUGUUCCCUUUGUUUUGGGACCCUGGGCCCACACAGGGCCGACUGCGGUCGAUUACCUGUCGAACGCAAAAUGUUGUAGCUGUGCUUAUUUCCCUGCUGGGGAAG